Messenger RNA from Manduca sexta (tobacco hornworm), 3208 nucleotides. Its product is annotated as zinc finger protein 564. The transcript has 13 exons. Lineage: Eukaryota; Metazoa; Arthropoda; Insecta; Lepidoptera; Sphingidae. Bases 119 to 2161 code for a protein of 680 amino acids. Gene Ontology annotation, biological process: regulation of DNA-templated transcription. Gene Ontology annotation, molecular function: zinc ion binding; RNA polymerase II cis-regulatory region sequence-specific DNA binding; DNA-binding transcription factor activity, RNA polymerase II-specific. The record is from RefSeq and is a predicted model, not a curated record. Gene Ontology annotation, cellular component: nucleus.
CUUUUUACUGUCAAAUGUCAAUGAAAUAGUAGCUUGAGCGUUUUUUUAUACCACCUAAAGUAAAAAUAUUCGAUUAAAAAUUAAUUUUAUACACUUUUGACUAAUUUUUUUUAUCCAAAUGGAAUCUCUAAAAGUGUGUAGAGUAUGUUUAGAGGCUGAUGUGAAAAUGUAUCACUUGCAGACCCAACCACUGGGGACGUAUUUUGAGAAUAUAACCGACGUAAAUCUUUUGACUACAAUGGCGUUGCCGUUAUACGCAUGUUACAAGUGCGCGACUCUCAUGAAGAAGUAUUACGAUUUCAAAGAGCGAUGUCUGAGAGGACAGACCACGCUUUAUCAAAUAUUAAAUAACUGUGGAAAGAUAACAGCACAAGAGUUACAAAAGGUAGAUAGGAAAAAUUUACAAUUGUCAUCAGAUAUUACAAUCCAACAUCUUCCUGAGCCAAUACACUGCAUGCAUCAGGAUGAGCUCAUAGUGCCUGCUGAUAUAAAGAAAGAGCCAGAAGAGGAAACAGAGCUCAAAAUCUCGGUGGAAUUAGAAGAAGAUACGGACAACUUCCCACCACCUAUAUGUAGUGCUGAUGUUGAAACUGUUUUACUUAAAAGCGUUGAAGAAGAGGAAAUAGAAAAAAGAAAGAAAAUUCAAGAGGAAGUGGUUUCGAAAUUACCACCAGAAUUAAAAGUCCAGAGGCUAAACCAUGCCUGUAUGAAAGAGGGUGCUCCAAACAGGAUCAUUGAUGGGCAGAGGGCAAUGCCAAGUAAGAAUACUCGGGAGAAGCCUGAAGAUGAGAUUGACUUGGACAAAUGUGUCACCAUCACUAAGUUAUCGGCAGAAGAACAAGUAGAGGAGAUCAAAAAACGGCAGCAGUCAUCCAACUACAUGAACUCUCCAUUCAAGUGCAACCUGUGCUACAAGGGGUUCCUAGAUGCUGAGGCCUGGAAACACCAUGUGGAGAAACACGAUCCUAGUGCAGGCGAGUUAGAGUGUCCCAUAUGUAAGAUCAGGUUUAAAACGAAACGCACGUUGAAGAACCACUCGGCCAACAACCACGAGAAGCAAUACCUUUGCAAGACAUGUUCCUACGUGUCCAAGAAUGUACUGCAAGCGAAACGGCAUCAGAGAUGGCACGACGGCGUCACAUAUACUUGUCCGUAUUGCGAGGAUGUCUUCAUUAAAUGGACGUCGUAUCUGAGCCACGUGCGGAUCAAGCACCCGUCGGAGUUCAUCUGCGGCGUGUGCGGGUACUCGUUCGUGAGCCAGAUGGGGCUCAAUAGCCACAAGCGGCUGAUGCAUAAGGACGCUACUGAAAAACCUGAAGGGGAAGUUGAACCGGAGGCGGGUGCGUACUGCGAGGAGUGCGACGUGAAGUUCGUCUCAGAGGAGGCGUGGAAGCGGCACAUGGUCACCUCCGCCAAGCACACCAAAAUCAAUGACUUUAGCGGGUGUCGCCUGUGCGGCGAGACGUUCGAGAGCGCGUCGCAGCUGCGCGCGCACUCGCGCACCAAGCACGCGCGCCAGCGGCCCAAGGGCUACGGCAAGAAGCCCACCGACAACAACUGGCCCGCCAACUGCCCACACUGUUCAGAGGAGCUCCCGAACGGGCGCGAGUUUUGGCUGCACUUCCGACGCGUGCAUCCGGACGAAGAGUACCCCAUUCCGAGGAACCAUGUGUGCAAUAUUUGCGGGAAGGGUUUCAAAAACAACGCGAUCCUUCGGCACCACAAACUAACGCACUCGGAGGAGAAGCGCUACAAGUGCAGCACAUGCGGUAAGGCGUUCCGCCACCCCGCCAACCUCACGCUGCACGAGACGCAGACGCACUCCGACCGCCGUCCCUACCCCUGCACCAUCUGUCAGAAGGCGUUCAAGGACAAGAGCGGACUCAAUAGACAUGCACGGUCGCAUACGGGAUUGAAGCCGUACACGUGCGAAGUGUGCGGCAAGACCUUCAGCCAGUCCAACAGCUGCAAGGUGCACAUGCGCCACGUGCACCACCAUCCCUCGCCGCCGGUGCCGUGGGCGCCGGGCAGCGAACAGGCCACAUCUACAACACCUGCAACACCUGCUACGCCUGCAACAUCUGCAAGACCUGCAAUACCUAUACCCGCCACACCUGCAACAUCUGCAACUAAUACUAGGAGAAGCACUAGAAGUCGCUGAAACACACAAACCGUCGUGUAUAUCGGCUUAGACAACGCUGAUUUUGAAGAUGCAGGACUCAAUUGAAUGAAGUUUGGUGCGGUCGGCCUUAUGUCAUUGGAUGCAGUGCUGUUUUACUCUUGGUUAAUAUGGUGUCAGUGGCAGUAUAAGUAGGGAGUGGUGUUCCUAUUGCUUGUAAAAGUGACAUAAGAGGUAGUGUGGGGUGAUUAGAAUGUAAAAAAAUAUUGAGGAUAUAAUAAAGGAGGCGGGAAGUCACUUAAAGCAUCAAGCUUCCAAGCAACCGUUCUGCAGAUCUUUGGGGAAGGUCUUUGUUGAACUGUGGAAAUCCCGUGGCUGCUCUCCACAUUUACCAAUCAAGAUUAAUGCGACUCAUUGCGCUCACGACUUCAACACCCGCGACAAAUGGAACACACGUCAACUUGCAGUGUACAAAGUGUUUGUGCUGGCAUCUGGUAUGCCACUGUUAUGAUCCUGCAAUACUUGUACCUAAUCAGCAAUAUAUUUAGGUUAUUCAAUAUUGAGAUGGACAUUUACAUUUAUUUUAUUUAGUGAUAAGGAACAGUUUUUAUAUACCAAUGAUACUUAUUACAGAUGCCAAUAAUGUAAGAAAUUAAAUAUUAAUUCCUUGUAUUUAUCAGUGAAAACCAUACAGUGGACUCUAAUACCUUUAUAAAAGUGGUCAUAAUGUAGAUAGAGGCAAAACGAUUGAGCAGGACCAGUACACAGUCUCUUUUCAGUUUUUCUGUAUCAGACAAAGGUGCUUGUGUAAAAUCUGGUUCUACAAGCCAUUUGAACCAAUCAGAAACUUAGAAGAACCACUACUGGCCGCAUAAUCGCUUCAUCUCUGUCAUACAUUUCCUGCAAUAUUCAUAUGACAGUUUGCUGGUAACACUGUCUCAAUAUGGUGAGAUACUGAUAAUUCGAAAUAAAACAUAUUCAAUAAAAAUCAAAAUAUAAGAUACAGUUUCAUAAAAUUGUAAAACAUGUAUAAAUAUUCUUUAGUUAUCAAUAAAUAUAUAUAUGUGAGGGAAUGUCUAAAUGAUGUAA